Copidosoma floridanum is the source of this 2425-nucleotide messenger RNA. RefSeq names its product protein Skeletor knk. The record is from RefSeq and is a predicted model, not a curated record. Lineage: Eukaryota; Metazoa; Arthropoda; Insecta; Hymenoptera; Encyrtidae.
UCCAUACACCUUCUUCAGGCAAAUGUCAACUGAAUUAACUGCAUUGCCACUGCUAUACUGCUAACGUUAUUCGCUUUCAAAUACCUAUCGUCAGGAACAGAUUGAUCCAGAACAAGUAUGAGCGAAUGAAAUGGUGACCGUAGAAGAGUUUAGAUAGUAAUCUGGUAAGGAAGUUCGAUAAGAAAAGUGAAACAGCAGGCAAGAAAGAAAGAGAAAGAGAAAGUUAGUCCAGGAUGCGGGAUAUAAGAGUAAUAUGGCGACCAGCUGUUGGAGACUCACUGUUAAUACUAAUGUUAUCCAGUCGACGAUGUCGAAACCAUAGCCACUUUACAGUGCUCUACAUUCUGCUAGUCAUUUUUCGUCUGCUUGCAGUGUUUCAAAAUGCAGUGUUAAUGGUCAAAGCUGAAGAAAAUGAAGAAUACAAGGGAAAGUAUCUAGGAAAGCUGAACGUUUAUCAUCACCAGGUUGCCGGUGAUGUUUACGCGGUGGACCGAUAUGCGUUACUUCUAAAAUCAUUUAGCUACGAUGGAUAUGGGGCAGACACAUUUUUUUGGGCUGGAGCUUCAAAUCGUCCUGGACCACAGGGUUUUAUUGUACCUGAUGAGUAUGGAAAAACAAAUGUACUUAAACAGUAUCAUAAUAAGGAUUUUAUCUUGACAUUACCAGAUAAUAAAGAAAUUCAAGAUAUAAAGUGGUUUGCAGUUUAUGAUUUAUCGACACAGAAUACUUUUGGUGAUAUCUACAUCCCAGAAGAGUUUGAUCCACCUAUGACAAAAGAUAUUGGCCAACUGAAUAAGAAUCAUGUACACAACGUAUCUUCUAAAUUAAUUGAGAUUCUCGACGCUAAGACAAUCAGGAUUAAAGAGUUAGUUUACGAUGGACUUGGCCAGGAUACAUACUUUUGGAUUGGCCCAGGCACGAGGCCUUCACCAAAAGGAAUUAAAGUUCCCGAUGAGUACGGCUACCUAGAUCCCUUACAUGCUUAUAAAAGUGAUGACGUGGUAAUCCAGUUACCUGGUGGAGUGACGAUUUUUGAUAUUGAGCACUUAAGUAUCUACGAUGUCAAGACAAAAACAAGUUUUGGCUCCGUUUCUUUUCAAAGAGAAGGACUCAAUGUGCCACCGUCUCUUGUUAAAGUUAUAAAGCAGUCUAAAUCGAUGCCAAACUGUGUGCAGCUUCAUAAAAGACUACAAAUUGGAUGGGAUAUUUUCGGACCACAAAUAACGAUUCAACUUGUUGGUCAAAUUGCGGAAAACGAAUAUAUGGCAUUUGGAUUGUCAGGCUCAAACGAAAAAAGCCAAAUGGAAGGCGCUGACGUAACUAUAGCCUAUAUGGAUGGUACUCGAGGCUAUGCUACUGAUUACACUAUCACGUCCAAGGCACCGUGUACUAAAGUACUUGGGCAGUACAGAGGCGUGUGCAAGGACGAGUUUAUGGGUGGUCAAGACAGCAACCAACUAUUUACUGCGUCAAGAGAAAAUGAAAUAACGACCGUUACCUACCGAAGACUGUUAAUUUCUCCUGAUUUAGGGGAUAAAGCAUACGUUACAGACCAGCCUAUAUUUAUUGUAUGGGCUGUUGGAAAACUAGAUGAAAAUAAUGAACCCAGUUUCCAUGACACUUAUCCAAAGAGAAACGUUUUUCUUGAGCUUGGUCGUUUGGAGCCCAAAAAUACGUGCAUGGAUUUCACAGCAGACAACAAAAAUUUAAGAAAACCAUGGCAGAAAGAAGAGAUAUUUGACAGAAGCAUUAGAAUUUUCCGGGCAACAAUUGGACCAUCAGGAGGAAAGCGAGGCUAUCAAGGAAUCACUGGACAAGCAACGACUGGCCUUGCAUGGUAUAUAAAUGGUUUGAUUGCUCCAGAACUUUACCUACGUCGUGGCCUCACCUAUAUUUUCCAAGUCUACGGUGGAAACAACCCUCACAGCUCAAAUCUCUAUCACCCAUUAAUUGUAACAGAUGAGUGCCAUGGUGGUUAUGGUCGGCUAAGUGACGUGGCACAAAUGAAAGUGCGUGUACUUGCUGGUGUCGAGUUUACCAGAAGAGGCAGACCCAUGCCAACUGCUGUUGGACCACUGUGCCUGAGUAAACACAAUAAUCGCGAUCGGCGACUGGACGAUGAUUUUUUGACUUUCAAGAAGUUUAAUCGAACUCUUAUUUAUUCUUGUGAGCCUGGAGAAGCUGGUGUACUCGAGGUGACACCUAAUUCAUCUUGGCCAGAUACUGUCUACUACAACUCUUUCACUCAUGCUAACAUGGGCUGGAAAAUUCACAUUGUUGAUUAUUACUCUAAAAAUAACAGUUAUAACUCUUUGAAUUCCAGCUUCAUACUUAUGCUCUUAACCAUUAUUGUUUUUUUUUCUUGAUACUAUAAAGUGAGGUUAUUUUGUUUAGAGUUACCUUGAUUUCACGACUAUAAUUACCA